UCUUCGUCUUUCCUUUUUCUGUUCUCUAUCGCCGUUAGGUUUCCUCCUCUAUCGCCGCUAGGUUUCCUUCGUCUCCCACCUCUUCUUCUUUCCUUUCCUCUUUGCAAUGUAACCAGGUUCUUCCCUCUCCACAACAAGUAAGGAGAAGCUCAAAGGAAACCUAUUUAUUAUUUCUUCCCUCACCGCAGCACCGCAGGCAGCCUCGCCAGGCGACGAGGUCGCCUUCGCAUUGCCACAUUCUGACGGCGAGAAGGAGAUGGUGUCGGAGGAAGAGAUCCGCCUGUCUUCCUCUUCUGGCUCCCUCCCCACAUCCAAGGAUGUCUUCCUCUUCUGGCUCCCUCCCCACAUCCAAGGAAGAUAUCAACCAAUGAUGCCAAGUCAUUGCGAGAUAUGGCAUGGAAGAAAGAUUCUCGAAUUCGUGAUGCUUAUUUGGCUUGUGAGAGUAAGGGUGAGCAUGAAAGGUUGACUACCUUCCUGAAGUUGACGUACACCAGUACAAGGCUAGGAUUGAACAUUAUCCAUAUUGCUACAGAAAUGGCACCAGUUGCAAAGGUUGGUGGUUUAGGGGAUGUUAUCACUGGUCUUGGUAAAGCAUUGCAGAGGAAGGGACACCUAGUGGAAAUUGUCCUUCCAAAAUAUGAUUGUAUACAGUAUGAUCUUAUUACCGAUCUGAAGGCACUGGAUGUUGUGGUAGAGUCUUAUUUUGAUGGACAACUAUUCAGGAACAAAAUUUGGGUUGGGACUAUUGAAGGACUGCCUGUUUAUUUUAUUGAGCCUCACCAUCCAGCCAAGUUCUUCUAGAGAGGAACAUAUUAUGGAGAGCAUGAUGACUUCAAACGGUUUUCGUUUUUCAGUCGUGCUGCACUUGAGUUGCUCUAUGAAGCUGGGAAAAGGCCUGACAUAAUCCAUUGUCUGUCAUGAUUGGCAGACAACCUUUGUUGUAUGGACCAAAUCCUAUCUUCUUAAAUCGUGCUGUCUAAUGGUCAUUGAUUUCUAGUGAAAUUCAAUGGACCUUAGCUUUCCAGAUCUAUGGUUUAUUAACGUAAUCAGAUAUAUGCUUUACAUUGUUUUCGGAAGGGUUUUUAAAGCAGAAUUUUUAGCUAGAUCUGAUUAAAUAUUGUCAUGCUUAACGUAAUCAGAUAUAUGCUUUACAUUGUCAUGCUUUACUUUUCUGAUUAAAGUACAUCCUUCCAUAUACUGUUAUGGAAACAAAAAUUUUUCAUUGUUUUCUUUGAUAUUUGUAGUUAACAGUAAGCGAAGACUACUAUUAGGUGCAUAUGGAAUGAUACUUUGCAUUUUUCUCGUUUGGUGACAGGUACUUAGAUUUUUAUGAAUCAAUAUAAUGGUUGAAGAUGAUCCAUCUAAUCGGAGUUUUUAUUUUACAAGACUUUGUUAGUAUUUACAAUUUAAUAUUUUGAGUGUCUUUGUAGGUUGUUUUGGAUGUAAAAGAUUUAUCAUUAGUAUUGCAUUUGUAAAUUUGACUCAAAUGAGUAUUGGAUGAAUAAAAAUAUC
Zingiber officinale is the source of this 1512-nucleotide messenger RNA. Its product is annotated as probable starch synthase 4, chloroplastic/amyloplastic. The record is from RefSeq and is a predicted model, not a curated record. NCBI's taxonomy places the organism in Eukaryota, Viridiplantae, Streptophyta, Magnoliopsida, Zingiberales, Zingiberaceae. The coding region runs from base 391 to 801 and encodes 136 amino acids. The transcript is spliced from 6 exons.